Vespula vulgaris is the source of this 2864-nucleotide messenger RNA. RefSeq lists its product as uncharacterized. The transcript is spliced from 5 exons. NCBI's taxonomy places the organism in Eukaryota, Metazoa, Arthropoda, Insecta, Hymenoptera, Vespidae. Gene Ontology annotation, cellular component: nucleus. Bases 170 to 1312 code for a protein of 380 amino acids. Gene Ontology annotation, biological process: positive regulation of Notch signaling pathway. The record is from RefSeq and is a predicted model, not a curated record.
CACCUAACCCCCACUCUACUCAAAGCUGCGCGAAACGUGCUCGUUCCUUCCGUAAGUAUGGUUAUGUUUCAGUUGACACGACGGCUUUAGUGGAUAUACACGGGUGUGAUUAAAAAUAUUUGUAUUUAAAUUAUAUAUUAAUUAAUACAUUGUGUUGAUCGUAUAAAAUAUGGAAGCUAUUUGGAAUAGAGUUCACAUCGAACAUCCACCAAAUAUUACGUGGCGCAUUGAAACUCAGAAAUUUGAUAUCGUGGGACUUCAGACAACGUUAAAACAUAUUAUUAAGGAUUUAGAAUCCCAAAAUGAUAUACAUGUAGAAGCAGCAAUGUUAAGUAGGUUAAUUUAUCGAAUGAAAUGUAAAUUUCGUAACGAUAAGGGUUUUAAGAAUAUGGAGAAAGUGAAUAGAGCUUUACUCAAUUACUUAAAUUUAGCACUUGAAAAGGAAUAUAAGAGUUUUAAGAGUUAUAUAGAAUUUAAUGAUAUGUUUGUUACAUUGCCAAGCAAACAAAUGUUAGAGUACAUUCUUGUCAGAACUCAAGGUUUUGCAAAGCUUUUAGCUAGGGUGGAAGAAGUUGCAAAGUGUGCUGGUACUUUUUUACGUACUCGUAUUAUCUUGGGUCAUGCAUGGACUGUUACGCUUGUAGCAUAUGCUAUCAUUAGUAGAAUUUGGGUCUUAUCGAAAUAUUUAGUUAAAAGAUCUUGCAUUUGGUAUAAUGGGCUCUAUCAAUUUUUGAGUUCAUUCAAAAUAAUAGGUCUUCCUUGGCUUUCAAAAAAAGACAAUUUACCAUCUGAUUUAAAAACAUGGCUUGCUUUACCAUGGCUCGAUGAAAAUGAAUCAAGCAUCCCUGAAGAAAAUAUUUUGAAAGACAAGAUGUUCAAAUUAAUUGAACUACAAGAUGAUAAUUUAGACACAGAUUUAACUUUUGACUUUAAAGAUAAGUUGAUAGAAUUAGAUACUACUGAUUCUAUCUGUGAUAUAUCAGAAAAUAUUUCAAAGCCAAGUAUUUCAAAGAAUGUUGGUGAACUUUCUAUUUAUAUGGAUGAUGAUCUUGGAGAAGUUGUUAAUCGUUCAAGCUGUGCAUUAAAUCUUAAUAAAAGAAAACGUAAGGAGAAGAAAUCAAUAGAAAAGCAAAAACAAUCAAUAAAUAGUGAAGAGCAUGAAAGUGAUACAAAACAAAUAGUUACAUUCAAAUCUAAAAAACAAAAACAGAAAGAAGAAAAAAGCUCUUCUUUACUUAAUAUCCGUAAAACUACACUAUGUCAUUUAGAACCUAAAGCAAACAAAAAUAAAAAGAAAAAGAAAUUGAUUUAAUCAAAUAAUACAAUCUCAAAUGAAAAUGUUACUUCUCAUUUUAAUAAUAUGAGAAAAUCCGAUUUGAUUGUACCUUUACAUAAGAAUUGUUAUUAAAAAAUGAGUAAGUUACAAUGGAAUAUUAUUAAAAAAAGUUCAAUAAUUUACUGAGGCAAUUAAACGAAUGUAUUGACGAGAAGAUGCAAUUAUUAAUUAGGAAAACAAUUAAUAUUAUACAAAAAAUUAAUUUAACGUUAUAAUUUGAAAUUUGACAUAAAGUUAAUGAAUAACUUUAAACAAAGUUAAAAUGUAAAUAUAUUAAUAUAAAAUCUAUUUUUAUUUCAAUUAUUACAUGAAUUUCUUCCAUAUCGUAAAAUCAAUAAAAAUCAUAAUUAUCUGGUUUUAAUAUAUUAAUAAAAAUAUAGUAGCUCAUUAAUAAAGAUAAGUAGCGAUAAAAGAUAAAAUAAAUUAAUAAAUAUAAUUUGGAUUAAUAAACAAAGUAAUAUCAAAUAGGAAAAACGAUAUAAUGAUUUGAUUGAUAUCGUGAAAAUAAUUGAUCAGAUAAUCAAAGAUAUAAUGUAUUAUAAUCAAAGAAUUAUCCCUGAGUAAGUGCUGCUCUAUAAUGUCUUUAAUAUCAUUUAACAGAUCGUUUAUCGAAAAAAAAAAAAAAUUAUAUUAGAUAUAGUGACUACUUGAAAGAAUAUAAUCAUGCAGGAAUAUUUGAUAAUAUAGAUUCAAUAAUAUUAAUCAUCGUAAGCCGGACGAUAGAAUGGUAUUGCAUAUCUUCGUGGUCUCAUUUCAAAUUUAAAUAUGAAAUCAGAAUUUCUUUUUUUCAUAUUGUUGAAGCAGCAGGCGCGAAAUUGUCGAGUACCGCAGAUUCCGGCACACUCCUGUCCACAUUGGUCGCACGAUAGAGUCUCUCCAAAAGUCCAUAAAGCACAGACUGAAAAAUAUGCAUGAAGAAAUAUGAAUUACAUAAAAAAAUAAUUUUUCAUAAAAGUGAGGUUUAUAAAUCAUUUUCAACUAUAAUUUAUACAAUAUAAAUAUCAAUUUAUUAUACUAGUCAAAAUAUAAAUAUUAAUUUAUUUUAUAUUAAUCAAAAAGUAUAAUAAGUGGAUUAUAAAUAAUAAAAAAAAAAAUACUAAUUUAUAAUCUACAAAUUAUGAUAAUUACUGAUCAAAUGUAAAGUUGAAGAAUAUUUUAGCGAUGUCAAAGGAAUUCUGUCGAAAAUUAAAGAUUUUCUACAAAUAUUUGUAAUGUUUAUAAAAAAGCUAAGAGAAGUAAAUAUAAGAACGAGCAUUACGUGAAAAUACUACGGCAACCGAAAGACUACACUUGAUGCAUUUAUGGAUGUGAUAGCACGAACUUUAUACCGGUAAUGAAUGUUAAUUAAGUAAUUACAAGUUGUUCUGUUAAUGUAUAAAUUGAUGCAUAAUUUUAACUAACUUUUUUCUUCUAACUUUCAAUAUUUUUAUAUUCAACAUAAAGAAAUUCAACUGAAAGAAAAAAUUAUAAGAUCAAUAUAAGUAAUAUCACAUCGAUUAAAUAUAAUAUAAUUUAAUGUAUAUAAUUA